AUGUCGGUGCCCUCCACCCUGGUGAAGUGUCUGUAUCUGUUCUUUGACCUUCCUCACAUGGCCGAGGCCCCUGGGGCCUCACAGACCCAGACCCCAGAGCUGCCCCAGGCUGACCGCCGGGCCCUGCUGCAGAAGGUCUUCGCACAGAUCCUGGUGAAGCUGUGUAGCUUUGUCUCUCCGGCGGAGGAACUGGCCCAGAAAGACGAUCUCCAGCUACUCUUCUCUGCCAUCACGUCCUGGUGCCCCCCCCACAACCUGCCCUGGAGGAAGAGCGCCGGCCAGGUCCUCACCACCAUCUCACGACACGGACUCAGCGUCAACGUCAUCAAGUAUAUCCACGAGAAAGAGUGCCUGGCCACAUGUAUCCAGAACAUGCAGCAGUCAGAUGACCUCUCACCCCUGGAGAUCGUAGAGAUGUUUGCCGGUCUGUCCUGCUUCCUGAAGGACUCCAGCGACGUCUCCCAGACCCUGCUGGACGACUUCAGGAUGUGUCAGGGAUACACGUUCCUCUGCGAUCUCAUGCUCAGUGACGCUUCUGACCACCUAUGGCGUGACGGAUCUCAAACCGGCCGGUCUCACCACUGGAGCCCCCUUCCUCCUGCCCGGCCCGUACUCCCACAGCCUUCUGGGAAAGGCCACACGGUGAGGAACCUCCAGUCGUUCUCCGUCCUACAGAAUGCCUUCCUGAGGGCUAAGACGUCCCGGCUGACCGGCACGCUGCUGGACGCCAUCGGCAACAUCUACGCCGCCGACCACGCCAACUACUUCAUCCUGGAGGCACAACACACACUCUCACAGUUCGCUGACAAGGUGGCCAAGCUGCCAGAUGCCCAGACAAAGUACUUUGACCUGUUGGAGUUUGUAGUGUUCAGUCUGAACUAUGUACCCUGUAAGGAGCUGUUCAGUGUCAGCGUCCUGCUGAAGGGCUCUACGUCAUACACCUGCAGUAUCACAGCCACCAGGACUCUGUUGAAGUUGAGUCGUCAUGACGCGGUGUUCAGUGAUGUGUUGAGAGAGGUGGGGCUGCUGGAGGUGCUGGUUAACCUCCUGCAUAAAUAUGCUGCCCUGCUCAAAGACCCCGCAACGCAACAACAGACUCAGUCACAGAACAACGAACAAGGUGACUGUAAGAACAGCAGUGUAGCGGAGGAACAGAAACAGUUAGCUUGGCUGGUCAUGGAGACGCUGACUGUCCUGCUGCAAGGCUCCAACACUAACGCAGGUCUGUUCAGAGAGUUUGGAGGGGCGCGGUGUGUCCACAACAUAGUGAAGUAUGAUCAGUGCAGGGAACAUGCUCUGAUGAUCAUUCAGCAGCUGGUUCUGUCCUCCAGCGGAGAUGAUGACAUGGGAACACUACUGGGUCUGAUGCACUCUGCCUCGUCUACCGAGCUACAGCUCAAAACAGACAUACUACAGACUCUCCUGGCUGUGCUGAGAGAAAGCCAUCGCACGCGGACAGUCUUCCGGAAGGUCGGGGGCUUUGUGUAUGUGACGUCGCUACUCGUUGCCAUGGAGCGCUCUCUGUGUCAGCCGCCGUGUCACGGGUGGGAACGGGCCAAUCAGAACCAAGUGUUUGAGCUCCUCCACACCGUCUUCUGCACGUUGACCGCUGCCAUGCGCUACGAACCCGCCAACUCACACUUCUUCAGGACGGAGAUCCAGUAUGAAAAACUGGCAGACGCUGUCAGGCUGCUGGGUUGUUUCUCGGAGGCCAAGAAGGUUGGAGUCAGGGGAGUGUUCCCUUCCAAUGCCCAGCCCUUCCUGAGGCUGCUGGAGGACGACGGGGCAGGGGGCGGGACCGGGGACAACAUCUGCCCCACCCUCAAACACUGCAGCAAGCUCUUCAUCUACCUUCAUAAGAUGGCCACCGACUCCUUCGACAGUCGUGCGGAGCAGGUUCCCCCCUGCCUCACUCACGAGACCUCCCUGCCAUCCCCCUGGGGUACGCCAGCGCUCGCCAGGAAGAGGCACGGCUACCAGGGCACAUCAGGCCCCCCUGCAGGGGUCAGAGCCUUGACGGACCUAAACAUGAAACUACAACUGGCCAACUCUUCCUCCUCGUCGGACUCGGUGGUCAUCCACCCUGGGGCGGGGCUAGCAAUGCUGGACCUGCUGGCCUCCGUCAGCUCCGACAGCCAACCAGAGCAUGCUCUGGACCUUCAGCUAGCAGUGGCUAACAUCCUGCAGCUGCUGGUCCACAGUGAGAGAAACCAGCAGAUCCUGUGUGAAGCAGGUCUCCACAGCAGACUACUGCAGCGCUGCAGCCUGGCCCUGGGAGACGAGGAACACCCCCUACACCCACCACUGCAGAGGAUGUUUGAGAGGCUGGCCUCACAGGCCCUGCAGCCUAUGGCCCUGAGAGAGUUCCUCCGGCUGGGUAACCCUCUAAACUGUGGCGCCUGGGACAAGAAGCUGCUCAAACAGUAUCGUGUCCACAAACCCUCCUCCCUGAGCUACGAUGCAGAGAUGAGAAACUCUAUGACUAUAUCGAUGGAGGGCUGUUUUGGUCCCGACACCGUGUUCCCAGCAGCCGGUGAAGACAACAGUCAGUACCGAAUCAGCCGUAGCCUGGUGCGCUCGGCCGAGGGGAGCACCGUGCCGCUCACACGCGUCAAGUGCCUGGUCUCCAUGACAACGCCCCACGACAUCCGCCUUCACGGCUCGGCCGUCACUCCAGCCUUCGGGAGUUUGACACCUCGCUGGAGGGCUUUGGGUUUCCAGAAAUCCCUGUGUUAUUUCCUUCUGAUUCUCUGA
Molecule: messenger RNA, 2754 nt
Organism: Oncorhynchus tshawytscha (Chinook salmon)
Lineage: Eukaryota; Metazoa; Chordata; Actinopteri; Salmoniformes; Salmonidae
Product: WD repeat and FYVE domain-containing protein 3
Exons: 17
Coding region: 1-2754 (917 amino acids)
Source: RefSeq, a predicted model, not a curated record